CUACGCACCAUUUAAAGAUUCUUUAAAGUUCAUAGGUUUACGAGACAAUCAGUUGUUAAGAUUCUUCCUUUACAUAUUUGACUGAAAAUGGAUUCCAACGCAUUUAUUGAGCAACAGCCUUCAACAAAUGUUCGCACACAAAAACGAGAAACAAAGCAUCGAAUAUUUGUGAAUCGAAGUCUUCAGUUGGACAAAAUAAAGUUUUUUGGAUUCGAUAUGGACUAUACUUUAGCGCAGUACAAAUCCCCGCAGUAUGAGGAACUCGCAUUUGACAUUGUUAAAUCCCGGUUGAUUAAGCUUGGAUAUCCAUCGAAAAUUGCCGAAUAUACUUACGACCCAUCAUUCCCGCUAAGGGGCUUGUGGUUCGAUCGACUUUAUGGUACAUUGUUAAAAAUGGAUCAAUUUGGAAAUAUCCUUUCAUGUUUACGUGGAUUUAAUCUUAUUCAGAGAGAAGAGCUUCGAGCAAUGUACCCAAAUAAAUUUGUGAAGUUUGAUGAGAAGCGUAUCGAGAUAAUGAACACUUUAUUCAGUCUUCCAGAAACCUAUAUGCUUACAUGCGUAAUUAACCAUUUUGUCAGCGACUCUGAUUACAUAAAGACAGAGCAUGGUUUGAAAAAGGGGACUUUGUAUAUGUCUUAUGCUUCAAUUUAUGAGGAUGUUAAGGCUGCAUGUGACUGGAUGCAUACAGGGGAACUAAAACAACGUACUUUGGCAAAUAUAGAGGAAUAUGUUGAACGUGAUCCCCGUCUUUGUGUUUUGUUAGAUAGGUUACGUGUGAAUGGUGCCAAAGUAUUCUUACUGACAAACAGUGAUUUUUGGUACUCCGAUGCGAUUAUGAGUUACAUUUUGGAAAUUCCUAGACCUGAUGGUGCCAUUCGUAAAUGGACAAGUUACUUCGACUAUAUUGUGACUGAUGCAAGAAAACCGGGGUUUUUUCAAGAAGGAACAAUAUUAAGAGUUGUUUCACAGGAAACUGGCCAACCGAGUAUAGGUCAUCAUAUGGGUCCUUUAGAAACUGGUCAAAUAUACGCUGGAGGUUCUUGUGAAGUCUUCUCAAAUUUAAUUGGUGCUCGUGGUAAAGAUGUCCUGUAUGUCGGUGAUCAUGUUUAUGGGGAUAUAUUGAAGUCGAAGAAGACUGUCGGUUGGCGGACGUAUCUAAUUAUCCCUGAAUUGGCGAAUGAAGUUUAUGUAUGGAAGAGAAAGAAAUCGCUGUUUGAUGAAUUGCAGAGGAUUGAUAACAAUUUAGAAACAAUUUAUCGUGACCUGAAUAUAUCGUCCAACAUAAGACCAGAUGUUGGUAAUUUGCAGAGGAAGAUUCGGGAUGUAGCUCAAAAAAUGGAAGAAUCAUACGGUGCAUUGGGCAGCAUUUUCAGAAAUGGUUCGCGACAUACAUUUUUCUCAUCUCAAGUACUACGCUAUGCAGAUUUGUAUUCAUUUUCUUGUAUCAAUCUAAUAUACUAUCCAUUGUGUUAUAUGUUUCGUGCACCUGCUAUGCUUAUGCCACACGAGUCAACUGUGUCUCAUGGGGAUUCACCGAAAGACAGUUUCUCAGAUUUGGAUUCUGUGCCUUGUGGAAUUCGUCGACGUACUAAAAUUGGUCUUACUUCAGGGACAUCGGUUAAAUGUGAUGGCAAUUCUUCACUCGUAGAAAAUGAGCAAUGUGCUAAUGAUAAUUCUGACAAUAAUAAUGUUGGUCUCGGUGAUCAAUCACAGGAUUUAUCAGAUUUUUCCGACUAAAGGUUUAAAGCUGAGUCAAGUCUUACAAUUCUAAUAAUUGUCAAGACAACAGAAGAGAAAAAUCAGACAAGAAGAAGGAAUACUCGCGAGUGCUAUCGAGAAGUGAAUGCCUGACUGAGUGAGCGAUAGUCGAUAUAACAUGGAAUAUACUCACACACACACACACUUGCUACCUCUUCUCAUCAUUUUAUUUUUAUCUAAAUCAGUUGCUCAUAAUUUU
Messenger RNA from Trichobilharzia szidati, 1957 nucleotides. Lineage: Eukaryota; Metazoa; Platyhelminthes; Trematoda; Strigeidida; Schistosomatidae. The record is from the annotation of a GenBank genome assembly.